Messenger RNA from Caenorhabditis elegans, 1122 nucleotides. It is a transcript of the gene ZK616.1, whose product is annotated as RRM domain-containing protein. NCBI's taxonomy places the organism in Eukaryota, Metazoa, Nematoda, Chromadorea, Rhabditida, Rhabditidae. The coding region runs from base 340 to 1095 and encodes 251 amino acids. The record is from RefSeq and is marked reviewed. The transcript has 9 exons. Gene Ontology annotation, molecular function: nucleic acid binding; RNA binding.
GCCUACAGUAUCCCAAUCAGUGAUAGGAAAUAGUGCAGAAGAGCGAGAACUUCAAAUAUGCCGUCUUGGGUGGUCUCUUCUUCUUUUGUGGUUGGUUAUGAUAAUUUACAUGACAAAGGAGAUUUGGUUCGGUGAGACUUCGAUCGGAAUAGAAGAAGAACGUUUGAUUCGGAAAAGAAAACGGUCAAUUUAUAGUUUUGAUUAGGGACCUCGGACCCCUCAUUCAUUCUCUCUUCCUCUUUCUCUCUGUCACUUCUACUCUUCUAGGUAUCUAUGGAGUAAGUUAUCACGCAAUCCCCUGCCUUCAUCCAAAAACAUUUAUUCCUGUUUCACUACAUCAUGAUAUCGGCCGACAACUUUUGCGAUCGACUUUAUGUUGGCGGAUUUUCGACAAACUUGAGCAGUGAGCAAAUUCGGAAUCUGAUCACCCAAUUGGCUGCACCAUUUGAAGUGAGCAUUGACAUUGUUGAAAAUGGAUCUAGAAAACAUCGAGGAUUUGCUUUUGUACAAUGCAGAUCACUUGCCGAGGCAAACGUUUUGUUGGCUAAAUUUUCAGGGCUCUUCACAAAAGUCAAUUUCGCAAAGAAAGAGCCAAAACCAGCGGAGAAUGUUAUGAGCAAUAUAUCAAAUGUCUUCGUACGUGGAAUAUCUCGUGACAUGCCGGAUACUGAACUCUAUCAAGCUUUUGGAGGAAUCACUGACGGAGUUGUUCAAUGCCACGUGGCAGAUGGAUAUGGUUUUGUGCUCUUUGACACAAGAGCCAAUGCACAGAAAAAGAUAGUCGAGAUGGAUGGGAAGACAUUGAAUGGAAAGCUGAUUUCUGUGAGCUGGGCAAGACCGGAUACUGUUGGAAGGAAGAGAAAAAGACCGAUGAGUGAGGAAAGCCCAACACCAUCCAGCACUGAUCUUGGACUUUCUUCUCUUCUCAAACGUCCAGUAAUUCCAUCUCAUUUAUUCCAAUUACCACCACAACCAGCACAAAUACUUCAACCAUCACUUAUUCCAUUCCUUAACCCAUCAUUCCCAUUAUUAUUCCCUCAGAAUCCACUUCUAGCUCAACCUGAUUUAACGCAAUAUUUGAAUUUUUUGAUGUAAAAUAAAAUAAAAUUGUGGAGGAAUACA